AUGUCCCAAGGAACCGGUCGUCGGUCAUUCGCGGGAAGCGCCUCGCCUUUAUCUCCCGCCUUCCCUCCAUCUGCCAACCCUUCGUCCCAUCUGAACAACCACAAGAACCGGAAUGCCCGCCACACCCGCACCACUUCCUGGACAACCGGUCACGACAAGAACGCCGAUUCCACCCAGCGCCGUCGUCGCGAGUCCAACGUCUCCCUCGACGACGUCUCCGAGGGCUCCUCCAACCAUUCCUCGGAGCACGACCCCGCCACCGCCGGCAUGGCUCUCAGAAACACCUCCCUAGACUACUCCGGUCACGUCCGCAGUCGCUCGCAAAGCCAACCGCAAUCCGCCCUCCUAACACCAUCAGAGCCCCUCGCCGGUGCGCCGGCAGGAGCGGCGCCCACGCCCCGGCCCGGCCCGGUGACAUGGAUGUCCCUGCCGCAGAAGAAACAAUUGGCGUUGCUGGGACUGUGUCGCGUCUUCGAUUUCCUGCAGAUCGCCUCCCUGCAGGCCUACAUGUUCUACCAACUCAAGUCGUUCGACGAGAACCUGUCCGACUCCGACGUGUCGACGCAGGCGGGUAUCCUGCAGGGCGCGUUCACCGCGGCGCAGUUCGCAACCGCCAUCCCCUGGGGUCGCGUGGCCGAUGCCGAGUGGGGAGGUCGCAAGUUCGUCCUGCUGGUCGGGCUACUGGGUACGGCGGCCUCGUGUCUCGGGGUUGCUUUUUCGACGUCAUUCGCGCAGGCCGUGUUUUGGCGUUCGUUUGGUGGUGCAAUUAACGGUACCGUGGGUAUCAUUCGGACCAUGAUUGCGGAGAAUGUGAAGGAGAAGAAGUACCAUUCGCGCGCGUUCUUGAUCUUGCCGAUUGGGUUUAAUAUUGCCUCGUUAUUUGGGCCCGUUAUGGGCGGUAUGCUGGCCGAUCCGGUCAGGAGUUAUCCGCGCUUGUUUGGUCCGGACUCUUCGUUUGGCGGCCAGACGGGUGUCCAGUGGCUGAUCACGUAUCCGUAUGCGUUGCCCAUGUUGGCCAAUGCUAUCUUUCUUUCUUUCGCUGCGGUCUGCGUGGCCAUGGGUUUAGAAGAGACUCUGGACGCAUGCAAGGGAAAACCUGGUUUGGGUGUUUUCACUAUGAGGAUCUUCUCCCGCGGCGUGAAAUCCGUCGUCCCGUCGUCCUCCGGAAUCUACCAGCGACUGCCCUUCGCCGACUACGACGAGGACGGCCCUCUUCUACAUCGGUCUCGCGACCCGACGGAAGGCUACGAACUGGAAGAGAAGGCAGCCAAGCCUGCGCGACACGCUCACACCUUGCCUUUCCGCCAAUUGUGGACUAAGAAUGUGUUGUGUACGCUACUGGCGCAGGCCUUUUUCGAUUUCCAGAUGGGCGCCUUCAACAACCUCUGGCUGCUCUUCCUCUCUACUCCCCGCUACGACUCCAACGACCCCGCCAGCCCCCAGCAGAAGCUCCCCUUCAUCUUCACCGGCGGUCUCGGCAUGCUCCCUCAAAGCGUCGGCUUCGCCACCGCCAUCCUCGGCAUCAUCGGCAUGCUCCUCCAAUUCACCAUCUACCCAGCCAUCAACAACCGCCUCGGCACCGCCAAAAGUUACCAAUACUUCCUCACCCUCUUCCCCCUAGCCUAUGCCUUCGCACCCUAUAUCGCCCUCGCGCCCUCCAGCACCCCGCCCCCGGGCCAGGCCAACGGCUCAUGGGUCUGGUUCUCCAUCAUCGUCGUGCUCUUCCUGCAGGUCACCGCGCGGACCUUCACCCUGCCCACGUCCAUCAUCCUGCUAAACAACUGCUCCCCGCACCCCUCCGUCCUCGGCACCAUCCACGGCAUCGGCCAAUCCGUCUCGUCGGCGUUCCGUACCGUGGGUCCCAUCUUCUCGGGCUCGUGGUACGGCUACGGUCUGGAUAUCGGGAUGGUGGGUUUCGCGUGGUGGUUGAUCGCUUUGGUUUCGGUGUUUGGAUGUGUCGCGGCUAUUUUUGUUUAUGAGGGCUCGGGGCAUGAGAUUCUUCUUCCUGGUGAAGAGGAGUAUCGGGAUUGA
Molecule: messenger RNA, 2031 nt
Organism: Aspergillus melleus
Lineage: Eukaryota; Fungi; Ascomycota; Eurotiomycetes; Eurotiales; Aspergillaceae
Product: putative MFS transporter
Exons: 4
Coding region: 1-2031 (676 amino acids)
Biological process (GO): transmembrane transport
Molecular function (GO): transmembrane transporter activity
Source: RefSeq, a predicted model, not a curated record